GUGGAAUAUUUAAUGUGACGUAAUUGGAGUCUCGAAUAGGUCAAUAAUUCAUAAUGACGUUGAUUUUGAUUCAUUAUUAUUUUUUAAAGAAAGAAACAGCCUGCAUGGCAGCUUUGUGUUAUUACAGUAAACAUUGUAACAUUUUCUCGUUCACCUGGUUGCUCUUUUAUACCACUUUUUAUGUUGUUUUUUUUAUCCUAUUUUUAGAACGUGCCGUGGGGCUGUUAAAAAGUGACCUGCGGGCCGCAAAUGGCCCCCGGGCCGCACUUUGGACACCCCUGAUCUAAAACAAUUAUUUGGGAAUGUCCGGCGGGCCAGAUUGAAAAGCAUAACGGGCCGCAUGUGGCCCCCGGGCCUUAAUUUGCCCAGGUCUGAUCUAAGGUGUCAGAUCAGUUGAGAGGAAUGAACAAAUGAGAGGCUCAUACACAGCUGUGGGCCACAGCUCCUGGAGAGGGUCUCGCCCAGGGCGCUACAGAAACUAUAACCGCCCCUGACCACAACACCACAAUAGCCGUGACUUGUCACCUGAUCCCAGCUCAGUUAUCACUUUUAGGGAGAGACUUUGGACCUAUAACCUUUAGUGCUUUCCACCACGUAAACGUCACAACGGCAAAGGAGGCAUUUGGCUAAAGUCUGUGUAACAGACUGGAAACGCAAGCAUGAAACUUGCACAUAAUUUUCUACAAUGCAGAUUCAUUAAUAUUUACCUUUAUUCUACCACCUCGCCCUUGUUCCAAAAUACUGGUGCUUUGAUGACGUCAUGAUAUCUGUUUCAUGCCAAGUGUGCCGCUAGAUGGGUGGAACGAACCAUUUUUGCAUGUUUGAUAAGAGGUACAUACAUUUGUUAAUUUGAUUCAAGCGUCAUUAUUAAACUUUCACGGUUAUGUUUAUUUCAUAUUAACGUUCAAGACGUCUUUUUUCAUAAUUCACAUACUUAAAAUGGCAGGAUAAAAAACGUCCACUUCCUCUGGCGAUAAAUAUUUAGCAUUUUGUUUUUAUUGAGCCGCAACUGUACAUUUUAAUUUCUUUAAUGGUUUCCCACUACACAAUCCCAUUUUCUUUUUUCUUGAAAUCAUUUCAGUUGUUUUAGGUUCGAACGAACAUUGAAUGCCAAACAAUCGCUUCACCGCAUAAAUUAGUUGGGGUACUGGCCCCGAGGCCGCCCAUCGGGACUCCAUUCCCCACAAUGCAAUUCGACGUCAUCUUAUAUUUGGCCGCGACUGCCAGCUUGUGUGCGUGUACCAAUAUGUGGUGGGUGGCUGGUGAGACUUUACAUUUUAAUUUCAUAAAUGGUUUCCCACCACAAACACUCUCGUUUAGUUUUUCCUUGAAAUUGUUUCAGUUGUUCUAGGUUCGAACGAACAUUGAAUUUUAAACAAUCGCUUUACCGCACAAAAUAUUUGGGGUACUGGCCACUAGGCCGCCCUUCGGGACUACAUUCCCCACAAUGCAAUUCGACAUCUGCCGCGUCGCCUACCUUGAGGCUUUUGUUUUUGACGUGUGAACAUGGAUUUUCCCUUAAGUGAACGUUUUUUAAGUCUUUUUAAGCAGUUUGUGAGACAAAAAUGGAAUAUAAGUGGAACCACAACACGCGUGUCGCGGAGAGACACGAAAACGGAAGUAAGAAGCCCUCACUACCACAACAUACAUGUUUGGAAACCAGUGAGCCUCAGGAGGUGUUUUCCUUUUUUCCGCUGACAUAAGCAUCGGUUGUUCUCUUCCGUACUUUGUGGGUGAAAAGAAAGGAAGUACUUUUGGUCACGGGUUCCCUAAACCACUCAUAAUCACAGCUUGAUUAUUCAUCUUUGCAUCCGAGGCGUGUACAUGGCAAAUAUCGUUAAAUAGUCGAGGACAUUUCGUGGAUGCUCAGUGCCGAGGUUUCUUUUUUUUGUUUGUCAUUGAAUGCAACAUUUUUGUAUUUGUAAAUACGAGGACGAAAGCUCUUACAAAUAAAUAAAACCACUUUUAUCAGCGGUCCAAGUCAUCAUGGAGCAGAAUGUGCCCGCCGAGAGGACCUUGUCGGUGUGCAGGCGUUUGUGUUACGCUUCAGGACAUUUUUUAAAUGACUUGUGCGCCUCAAUGUGGUUCACCUACAUGCUGGUCUACCUGCACUCCGUGCUGGGCAUGCAGAGCACCUUUGCAGGUGUGCUGCUGCUUGUUGGCCAGGUAGCAGAUGGACUGUGCACGCCUCUGAUCGGCUAUGAAUCUGACAAAUCCUCCGGCAGGAGACAUGGGAAGAGGAAAAGCUGGCAUUUGCUGGGGACGGUUUGUGUUCUUCUCUCUUUCCCCUUCAUUUUCAACCCCUGCCUGGCUUGCUCCACCAACACCCCCCAGUGGGCUGAGAUCGUUUACUUCGUCCCCUUCAUCAUCAUCUUCCAGUUUGGAUGGGCGGCCACUCAGAUCUCACACCUGUCCCUCAUUCCGGAGCUAGUGUCUUGUGAGAGCGCCAAGGUGGAGCUCACCGCGUACAGGUACGCCUUCACUGUGGUGGCCAACAUCACUGUUUACACUAUCGCCUGGCUGCUCUUUCAUUUCCAGGCUCAACAAGACAUUGACAUAACAGACAACCUAAGCCGGGCCGACAUCCCCCUGUUUAGGAUGCUGGCUUUCAUCGUACUGGCCAUUGGAGCAGUGUUCUCCAUCAUAUUCCACGCUGGCACGAAAGAGGCGUCAGCAACAGAGGAAGAAGAUCCGCUGCUUGCUCCUUCCCCUUCUGAUGAUAAUGAAGAAGCUUCGCCUCGUCGAAUGUUCCAGUGGAGACAUUGGCUAAAAGAGCCUUCUUUCUAUCAGGUGGCCUUUCUUUACAUGUGCACAAGACUGAUAGUCAACCUGUCCCAGUCCUACAUCUCGGUUUACCUCACCAACUCUCUGAUGCUACGUAAGGACUUCAUUGCCAUUAUACCGCUGGUGAUGUACAUCAGCGGAUUUGUGAGCUCGCUGGCAAUGAAGCCGAUUAGCAAGCUUGUAGACAUCAGUAUGAUUUAUUUUGCCGGCCUGCUGCUGGUGAUCAGCUUUGCCGCCUGGGUGAUUUUGGACCAGAACAUGGGCGCUGACAGCAUCUAUGGCGCGGCGGUGCUGCUGGGAGCAGGGUCAGCUAUCAUCCUAGUCAUGUCGCUGUCCAUGACCGCCAAACUCAUCGGGGAGCAUACGCAAAGUGGAGCUUUUGUUUAUGGCUCAAUGAGCUUCACAGACAAGGUGGCCAAUGGCGUGGGAGUCAUUGUCAUCCAGAGCAUCAGACCAUGCAGCACAGAGACAUGCUGCCCAGCGUGUAUAUGGUUUUAUCGUGACGUCAUGGUAAUAGUAACAGGGGGCGUGGCCUUGGCUGCAACAGGUUGCCUGUUAACCAUUCUCAUCUGGCCAAUCAAGACCAGGAAAACUGAGUGACACUAAUACAUUAUUAAUAUUAUUGAAUUCUGCCGCUAUGGAUUUAAAAUCAUUCCAAAUGAUAUGUGGAAGUGUGUGUGACAUCUUUAUGGAUGACUUUAUACAAAACGUGACAUUUGCGCACAGUUUACUUUGCUUUAUUUGUCUUUUUUUUAAUGUGCAUUCUUAUUUUGACAGUGAAAUGAUGUGUUGUAUGCUGUAUAACAUAAGGUCAAACCUCAAUUAAUGUAUGUAAACCACUUACCUUUGAAGUUGUAAAGAUGAAAAACAGAAUAUGUAUUUUAUUUACUCAGAACCUGACUUGCUGCAAUGUGCAAUUGAACACACUAAAGGCCCAAAAAUAAAAACUGUGAUUACAGUGUGACUGUA
Molecule: messenger RNA, 3753 nt
Organism: Entelurus aequoreus (snake pipefish)
Lineage: Eukaryota; Metazoa; Chordata; Actinopteri; Syngnathiformes; Syngnathidae
Gene: mfsd12b
Product: major facilitator superfamily domain containing 12b
Exons: 9
Coding region: 1987-3384 (465 amino acids)
Biological process (GO): carbohydrate transport
Cellular component (GO): membrane
Molecular function (GO): symporter activity
Source: RefSeq, a predicted model, not a curated record